Molecule: messenger RNA, 1315 nt
Organism: Prosopis cineraria
Lineage: Eukaryota; Viridiplantae; Streptophyta; Magnoliopsida; Fabales; Fabaceae
Product: chitinase-like protein 1
Exons: 3
Coding region: 161-1129 (322 amino acids)
Biological process (GO): cell wall macromolecule catabolic process; carbohydrate metabolic process; chitin catabolic process
Molecular function (GO): chitinase activity
Source: RefSeq, a predicted model, not a curated record
UACUUCCACCGCUCACAGAACCACAUUCCAUUCCGUGUAGACUCUCCUUCCAAUUUUCUUCUCUUUCUUGCAUUCCCAUCAAGUCCGUCUAAUCCUCACUUCUGAGUUCUCACCUCGAAGUGCUCAGUUUAAUUGAGCUUCAUUGGUGGUGUAACUUUCGAUGAAUCAAACCAUGAAGAUACCAAGAAGUGUGACUCUCUUGGUUCUUCUUCUUCUUGCUCUGCUAUUGGUGGUUUCGCAUGCGGACGAGUCUAAUACGAAGCCCUUGGUGAAGUAUCACAAGGGGAAGAAACUCUGUGACAAAGGGUGGGAAUGUAAGGGAUGGUCCAUUUAUUGUUGUAAUCUGACGAUUACCGAUUACUACCAGACCUACCAGUUUGAGAAUCUCUUUUCUAAACGCAAUUCGCCUGUGGCUCACGCUGUUGGCUUCUGGGACUAUCAUUCUUUCAUUACUGCUGCUGCUCUUUUUGAGCCUUUGGGAUUUGGUACCACUGGAAACAAGACCACGCAGAUGAUGGAGAUUGCCGCGUUCCUGGGUCAUGUCGGUAGCAAAACCUCCUGUGGUUAUGGAGUGGCCACUGGAGGACCUUUUGCCUGGGGUCUUUGUUACAAUCAUGAAAUGAGUCCAAGUCAGUCCUACUGUGAUGACUACUUCAAAUACACCUAUCCCUGUGCUCCUGGUGCCCAAUACUAUGGCCGUGGUGCAAUUCCCAUUUACUGGAACUACAACUAUGGUGCCACUGGAGAAGCAUUGAAGAUAGAUUUACUGAGCCAUCCAGAAUACAUAGAGCAGAAUGCAACUCUUGCCUUUCAGGCUGCAAUCUGGAGGUGGAUGACCCCAAUUAAAAAGAAGCAACCAUCGGCGCACGACGUAAUGGUCGGAAACUGGAAGCCGACGAAGAACGACACGUUGGAGAAGCGGAUUCCUGGAUUUGGCACGACAAUGAACAUUCUCUAUGGUGAUUCUGUUUGUGGACAAGGUGAAAUUGACUCAAUGAACAACGUCAUUUCUCAUUUCCUUUAUUAUCUUGACUUGCUGGGCGUUGGUCGAGAGGAGGCAGGGCCUCAUGAAGUGCUUUCAUGUGCUGAGCAAGUUGCUUUCAACCCAUCUUCUUCAACUUCAUCUUGAAUUUCGUCGUACCAAGUCUCUUCUGGCGUGGAUGGUGAGCGAGAGUUUUUGUAAGUUAUCGUGCAGAAAGAAUUUGUCAUGUAAAAAGCCAUGACAUUUAACAGGGGAAAAAAAAAAUCUAGAUCUACUAAAUAUUGAAGUUAUGAAAUUUAAUUAUCAUUAUCAAAGUAUUUAUAUAGUGUGUUU